This is a messenger RNA of Nylanderia fulva, 919 nucleotides long. RefSeq names its product SAYSVFN motif domain containing 1 (gene Saysd1). The record is from RefSeq and is a predicted model, not a curated record. NCBI's taxonomy places the organism in Eukaryota, Metazoa, Arthropoda, Insecta, Hymenoptera, Formicidae.
UCCACGAGCGCUCAUGAAGUCACGAACAGCUGAUUGUCAGCAGCUGACGCGUCAAUGUUGCUGUGAUGCGUUCAUUAUGAUCGCGCUUAAUCACAAUGUCGGUAAAUGAAAGAUUAGAAGCCUACCGGCGCAAAAAACAUAGAGAGAAGAUGAUGAAGAAUAAAAACACCGUGAUAAACGCGUUUUCGUGGAAUCGCAGUGAUGAAAAAUCCGCCGAAGAAUUGACGAAAGACGAGGAGGUUAAAUUAUGCGAACAGCAGCUGGACAUCCAGGAUGACGUUUCGGAAGAUGUUUCGUUAGUGGAUUCGAAAAGUACAGUUAUAACCAAAGUAAUUUAUUUAUUAUAUUUUUUGUUAUGGAUUACGUUGUAUGCCAUCGCGCUGGAAUAUCAGUUCGGUGCUGUUUAUUUCGUAUUGUCGGCUUUGGUCUUUAUUUGCCUGAACACCAGAUCUGGACCGAAGCGACGAGGUGAGCCGAGCGCAUAUUCUGUCUUUAAUCCGAAUUGUGAAGCUAUAGAAGGGACACUUGACGCGUCGCAAUUUGAGAGGGAAAUAAGAUAUGGUGUAGGCGGAGUGCGAUGAAUUAAGAUAAUAUGAAUAUAUAUAUAGAUAUAUAAUUAAAUAUUAAGGUGGACAAUGCAUUUCAAAUUAUUUAAUAUAAUUGUGUUAAAAUAUAAGAUCAGAUAAAUGCAUUAAUAUAUGUUGCAUAAUGUAAUUCCUUAAAGAUAUAACUUCCUAAUUUGAGAAAAUUUUCUAUCUACAUUAAAAUAUUUUUAUCAUAAUAUAAGGAAAAUUUAGCGUCUUUUAUGUGAGACACAAAUCAGGAAUCACAACUGUAUAACUUUAAAGAGAAAGAUACGAAAUGUGAAACAUAUAUUAGACAUAUGUGAAAAUAGAAAUAAGAGAAUUAUAUUAUACUA